Molecule: messenger RNA, 513 nt
Organism: Dendronephthya gigantea
Lineage: Eukaryota; Metazoa; Cnidaria; Anthozoa; Malacalcyonacea; Nephtheidae
Product: tRNA-splicing endonuclease subunit Sen15-like
Exons: 1
Coding region: 1-513 (170 amino acids)
Biological process (GO): tRNA splicing, via endonucleolytic cleavage and ligation
Molecular function (GO): nucleic acid binding
Source: RefSeq, a predicted model, not a curated record
AUGGCGGAAUGUCCUAUUGUGGAGACGAGCCGAGAAAACUGGUUUGAAGGGCAUCCGAAAUACUUGGAGAUGAUGGGCUAUGGUUACAACGUGUCUCUAAGACAGGCUAUGCUUGUCUAUUUGGACCUUAUAGAAGUGAAACAUUGGUUUGAUGUAGAGCUGUGUCGUUGUGAUGCGAUUAAAAACGUUUAUAUUGUUGGCAGGCCUCUAAAGAAAUGCCAAAUUGAACUGGUGGUACCAACUAAGGCGUCGAAUGCGUUCACUCACGCAGACAUUCAUACUACAAUAACAGAAGUGUGCCGGGCUUUUAGAAGCUCUGAGCUAGGCAAUAGUGUUGGUGAAACUGAAAUUAAAAGUGUGUACUUUGCAAUCAUAGACAGCAGUUCUACAGUUGUUUAUUAUAAAAUGACUGCUGGACUUGUAUCUCCAGAUGAAGUUGGUGAUGAUGAUGCCGAAGCUGAUUCACUGAUUAGGUGGAAAAAGAACAACAAAAAAAGACAAAAUAAAUCUUAA